Trametes versicolor FP-101664 SS1 is the source of this 1096-nucleotide messenger RNA. RefSeq names its product acyl-CoA N-acyltransferase. The transcript has 2 exons. NCBI's taxonomy places the organism in Eukaryota, Fungi, Basidiomycota, Agaricomycetes, Polyporales, Polyporaceae. Bases 233 to 1021 code for a protein of 262 amino acids. The record is from RefSeq and is a predicted model, not a curated record. Gene Ontology annotation, molecular function: protein N-terminal-serine acetyltransferase activity; protein-N-terminal-alanine acetyltransferase activity.
CCCGUAGUGCGUCCAUCCGGAGCGUUAGCGAUUCUUCCAUGCAGUUGUGCAGUCUUAGCGAAACGCCCACGCGGUGCUGCGUGGGCAAAGGCCUAGGGAUAGGCGUCAACGGAUGUCUCACUAGCCGUGCAGGUGCUUUCCAAACCCGCGAACGACGCUGGCCGACUAUAUAAAGCUCCUGGCCAACCGUGCCCAAGCUGCCGAACCCCGAGGAAGAUCUACCCGUGACAACAUGGCCUUCGUCAACCACUACACGGGUCCGCAGCCUGAUCCCGAGUCUUUGCUCUCGGACGACGAGCUCUACGGCCCUGACCCGUACGACAUCAACUUCGCCUUCCCUCUCCACCUUGACACCCUCGAGACCGCCCGCGUCAAGCUCGUCCCCUUCGUGCCCCGCGUCCACGCCGAGGCGUACUGGGAGAACGUCAAGGACCACCGCGCAUCGCUCUACGCCUACUACCCGCGCUUCUGGCACUCCCUGCGCGAAUUCCUUACCUGGAACGAGGUCUAUUACCGGCGCAACCCCGUGCUGCUCAACCUCGCCGUCAUCGACAAGACGCGCGCGGAUCCCGCGCACCCGGACUGGGGCGGGAGCCUCGCGGGCCUUGUCGGGCUCAUCAACACGUCCGCGCAGAACCUGCAGAUGGAGCCCGGGUGGAUCAUGGUCUUCCCGCGCUUCCAGCAUACACACGUCGCGAAGGAGAUGAUCGCUGCGAGCCUGCGGUACAUCCUCCAGCUCCCGACGCAGUCGCCGCCCGGGCUCGGGUUCCGCCGCGCGCAGUGGAUCGCGAACGCGCUCAACAAGCCGUCGGUGGGGCUGGCGGAGCGGAUGGGGUUCAAACGUGAGGGCACGAUUAGGCACAACGUGGUGCUCCCCGAGGAGAAUACGGCGUACGGCAACAGGGGCCGGCCUGGGGACCCGCUCGAGGAGCAGACGAGCAGGGACACGGCGAUCCUGUCGCUGUGCUGGGACGAUUGGGAGAACGGGGAGAGGGAAAGGGUAGAGGCUCUCAUUGCUUAGCGGAACACACAUAUUACUCGCAUAACCCAGGAACUAGCGGCGAAUGUGAUUCGAUGACGACCGAGCCAAGACGUG